AGAAUUGUAUUAAUAACGAGUGUGAAUAAAAAGUCUAGAUUUCAGUUAUCCUGCAGAGUUUGGUCUCACACUGUUUCCAUCAAUAUAAGAAAAAUAUUACUAAAAUGAGACUCGUACUUACAAUAGGUUUCCUGUUGGCGUGUGCAAUUGUCACAUCGGGAGAGGUGCACUUUAUGAAACUUCACCAGGACGGGGUGACAGGAAGUUGCACAAUUCUUGACCAAGAGACGCUCAGAAAAUUCAAGGGGUUACAGAGUGAAGACGAAAAUGCACUACUGGUCAAAGUUCGACCCGCAGUGAUUCCACCCCCCGCGGACGGACCCAUCCAGCAACAUCCAGAUGACAUCGAUAGCUCAAAAAUUGUCGAAAUUUACGCAAAAAGUUUAAGCAUCUUAGAAAUCCAUGUUGAAAAAUUAUGCAAAUCGACCAAAACCCUUGCUCCUAUCGUAUUCAGCCCAAAACAAUCACCAGAAGUUGUCAAAAUUGUGGACGGUGGAGAUCAGACCAACAGAAUUGAUGUAGUUUUUAUGGGAGAUGGAUACCAAGCAGAAGAACGACAGGAGUUUUUUGAUGAUAUUGACCGUCUGGUGACUGACAUGUUUGAGGGGGCAACGUUCCGCUCGUACCUUCCCCUCUUCAACAUCUGGGCCGUCUUUGUAGCCAGUGUGGAGUCUGGGAUUGGUUAUGAUGGAGCUAUAAACACCCCGUUCAGAUUGUACAGACAGGCUGGCCAAUUAAGAGCAAUUUAUCCAGGAAACCCUCAGUAUGCUCGGCAGGUCUGCCAAUUAACCGGAGCCUCUGGAUGUGAGUAUCCCAGUCUUAUCGGAAACGAUGACUUUUACGGUGGUCUUGGAGGUGAAUUUGUCAUCUCAACAAGAUCCAAUCGAACUGGCACUGUCGUCCUGAGGCACGAAAUGGGCCACAAUUUUGCCGAUGUAGGUGAGGAAUAUGACGGUGGAAGUGUCUACUCGGGCGUCAAUGCUGCCAGAGCUGUAAAUUCGUUAGGAUGGACGCCCUGGUUGACCUCGACGGCUCGAGAAGAACGGGUCGCGUACCGAUUGCUGGAAUAUCUCUGGGUCGACCUUGCCCAGACCAACGUGUCGCUAACGUUCAAUUCUGACGGAGCGUAUAGCCGAUGGUUCAUGACCAUCUCAGUGACAGCGGCAGGGGAGGCGGACUCACUGGAAUUUGCUAUCGAUGGUGAACCUCUCCCUUGGACCAGUCUGGGUUCGGAUGAUCGUGAGUUUUACGAGUGGUUUAAUCCUCGUGGAUUCACUCCGGGAAGUCAUAUCCUCACCAUCAGAUCUAAGACGGUACCGACUCAUCCCUCCAUUCAACGAAUGGUGGCGUCAGUUGACCUCCACGAGUUUGGAAGUGAGGCAGAAUUUGUGAUUGAUAAUGAGCACGUGUCAGCCUAUCCGACCUUUGACUACCGAGGGGCCAAGACCUUUCGUCCAACGAAUGCGGGUUGCUUGAUGAGAAACAUGACGCAUAACAAAUUUUGUUCCGUCUGCCAGGAAGGGAUUUGGUCACAGUUUCUUCAGCGAAUUUCUCUCAUCGAUGCUGUAAUUGUCGCUCCGGGAGCAUCAGCUCCACUGCCUGUUGAAGUCCAAACCCUUCGUUUGGGUCAAUUACGAGCCCCAGGAAAUGAAGUGGUUGGAGAACGGUUGGAAAUACGAUGGGCUCUGAAUGGCACGGAACAAUCCCAGUACAACGACUUAUUCAGCAUUUCCGCAGAUGAGGGCAGUUGGGCAGUUACGGUGAAGCUGAUAAGCCCAGAAGUCAGAGCAGAUCCACAAAAUCUGCUCACCGAAACGGAAUACUUCGCUAUUCCUUUCAAAACAUCGACUUAGCAAUAUCUCGUAUAAUGCGAAAUUAACGGAAUCAUUACUUAAUUUAAUUGAUUUAUUUAAAAUUACAUAAUUAUUAAGUAAUUACAUGCUCAAAACUAGCUAAGCAAAAUUAAAUAGUAUAAUUAUUGAUCAAGCACAAACUUGUCACAUUACAGCCCAGAAUUUUAGGUUGUUUUACAUGUAUGCAAAAAUAUUAUGCGAAAUGAUGAUUACACUGUUUGCAAA
Molecule: messenger RNA, 2078 nt
Organism: Folsomia candida
Lineage: Eukaryota; Metazoa; Arthropoda; Collembola; Entomobryomorpha; Isotomidae
Exons: 11
Coding region: 105-1853 (582 amino acids)
Molecular function (GO): metallopeptidase activity
Source: RefSeq, a predicted model, not a curated record